AUGAACCGCUCAAUUCUUCGCGCAGCUACUCGCUCAGCCAAGGCUGCUUCUCCCUCUGUAGCAGGGCGCCGCUAUGCGUCCUCGGCUGUCUUCAAUUGGGAAGAUCCCCUAGCCGCGGCGGAGCUCUUCACGGAGGAUGAGCUUGCGAUCCAAGAUACCGCACGCCAGUACUGCCAGGAUAAGCUUAUGCCCCGAGUCUUAGAGGCCUACCGCAAUGAGGACUACGACCGUCGCAUCCUCGAAGAAAUGGGUGACUUGGGUCUCCUCGGCGCAUCAAUUGAGGGAUACGGUUGUGCCGGUGUCAGCACCGUGGCGUCUGGUCUCAUCACAAAAGAGGUCGAGCGGGUAGACUCGGGAUACCGAUCAGGCAUGUCGGUGCAGAGCUCCCUCGCCAUGACCGGUAUCUACGAGUUUGGCACAGAAGAGCAGAAGCAGCGUUUCCUCCCGGGCCUGGCAAAGGGCACAACCUCUGGCUGCUUCGGACUCACCGAGCCCAACCACGGCUCCGACCCUGGAUCCAUGGAGACCGUGGCUCGCGAACACCCCACACAGAAAGGCAUGUACCUGCUUUCCGGCAGCAAGACCUGGAUCACGAACUCGCCGAUCUCAGAUCUCGCGCUCGUGUGGGCGAAGCUAGAGUCAACGGGCAAGAUCCGGGGAUUCAUCGUUGAGCGUUCGCGCGCCACGCCGGGCUCCUACGAAACCCCGGCUAUCAAGAAUAAGAGUGCCCUGCGGGCUUCCGUCACCGGUAUGAUCCAGAUGGAUAACUGCCCUGUGCCCGCGGAGAACAUGCUGCCCGACGUGGAGGGUCUCAAGGGACCGUUCACGUGCUUGAACAGUGCCCGACUGGGCAUUGCUUUUGGUAGCAUGGGUGCGCUGGAGGACUGCCUUGCCCGUGCGCGCGAGUACGCCCUGGAGCGCAAGCAGUUCAAGGGAAACCCACUUGCCAAGUACCAGCUAAUCCAGAAGAAGCUGACGGAUGCUGCCACGGACGCCGCCUACGGUACCCUGGCUGCGGUCCAGGUGGCUCGGCUUAAGGAUGCCGGCAAGGCGACACCCGAGAUGAUCUCGAUGGUCAAGCGUCAGAACUGCGAUCGUGCCCUGGCCAACUCUCGAGUUCUGCAGGAGGUGUUUGGCGGUAAUGCUGCGAGCGACGAGUACCACAUUGCCCGUCAUGUGGCCAACCUGUUUGUGGUGCAGACCUACGAGGGCCAGAGCGAUAUUCAUGCAUUGAUCCUGGGCCGUGCUAUUACAGGCGUCCAGGCUUUUGUUUAA
Penicillium olsonii is the source of this 1275-nucleotide messenger RNA. Lineage: Eukaryota; Fungi; Ascomycota; Eurotiomycetes; Eurotiales; Aspergillaceae. The record is from the annotation of a GenBank genome assembly.